AUGGGGCCUGGGAACCACACUGGACUGGCAGACUUCAUUUUACUGGGCUUAACUGAUGACCCAGUCCUUUGAGUCAUCCUCUUUGUGAUCAUCCUGUGUAUCUACCUGGUGACCAUAUCUGGCAAUCUCAGCACAAUCCUUCUUAUCAGAAUCUCUUCUCAGCUCCAUCAUCCUAUGUAUUUUUUUCUGAGCCACCUGGCUUUUGCUGACAUGUGCUUUUCAACUUCUGUCACACCCAAUAUGCUUGUAAACUUCCUGGUGCAGAGAAAUCCAAUCUCCUAUCAUGGAUGUGGCAUGCAGCUUGGUUCAACUGCUGUCUUUGGGACAGUCGAGUGCUUCCUUCUGGCUACAGUGGCAUAUGAUCACUUUGUGCAAAUCUGUAACCCACUGCUUUAUUCAACCAAAAUGUCCACACAAGUCUGUGUUCAGUUCCUCAUAGUGGCUUAUGUGGGUAGUUUUCUCAAUCUUGCUUUUACUAUUUCCUUCUAUGUUUUACUGUUCUGUGGACCAAAUCAUGUCAAUCAUUUUUUUUUCUGUGAUUCCCCUCUAGUGGAACUCUCCUGUUCUGAUAGCAGUAUCCCUGCAGUUGUCCCCUCAUUUGUUGCUGGGUCCAUCGUUGUGGUCACGGUGUUUGUUAUACUUGUCUCCUACAUCUACAUCCUCAUCACCAUCCUGAAGAUGAACUCCAGUGAGGGGCACCACAAGGCCUUCUCCACCUGCACUGCCCACCUCACAGUGGUCACUCUGUAUUUUGGGACUGUCACAUUUGUUCAUGUGAUGCCCAAGUCUUCCUUCUCAAGUGACCUGAACAAGGUGGCAUCUGUGUUCUACAAUGUGGUCAUCCCUAUGCUGAGCCCCAUUAUCUAUAGUCUCAGGAACAGUGACAUUAAGGGGGCUCUGAAGAGAGAGCUUGGCAGGAUAUUUUUGUAG
Artibeus jamaicensis (Jamaican fruit-eating bat) is the source of this 930-nucleotide messenger RNA. RefSeq names its product olfactory receptor 478-like. Lineage: Eukaryota; Metazoa; Chordata; Mammalia; Chiroptera; Phyllostomidae. Gene Ontology annotation, cellular component: membrane. The record is from RefSeq and is a predicted model, not a curated record. Gene Ontology annotation, biological process: G protein-coupled receptor signaling pathway; sensory perception of smell. Gene Ontology annotation, molecular function: odorant binding; G protein-coupled receptor activity; olfactory receptor activity.